Molecule: messenger RNA, 2794 nt
Organism: Sphaeramia orbicularis (orbiculate cardinalfish)
Lineage: Eukaryota; Metazoa; Chordata; Actinopteri; Kurtiformes; Apogonidae
Product: tripartite motif-containing protein 16-like
Exons: 1
Coding region: 34-1698 (554 amino acids)
Molecular function (GO): protein binding; zinc ion binding
Source: RefSeq, a predicted model, not a curated record
AAACUGAACCAGUCGUUGAGACACGAAGCAGAAAUGGCGCAGAAAGGAGUUCAGCUGGAUCAGGAAACAAUUUCCUGUUCGAUCUGUUUGGAUCCACUGAAGGAUGCGGUGACUAUUCCCUGUGGACACAGCUACUGUAUGAGCUGUAUUCAAACCCACUGGGAUGGAGAGGACGGGAAGAACAUCCACAGCUGCCCUCAGUGCAGACAGACCUUCACACCCAGGCCUGUCCUGGUCAAAAGCACCAUGUUGGCAGAUUUAGUGGAACAGCUGAAGAAGACUGGACUUGGACCUGCUGCUGCUGAUCACUACUACGCUGGAGCUGAAGAUGUGGCCUGUGAUGUGUGCACUGGGAGGAGACUGAAAGCUGUCAAGUCCUGUCUGGUGUGUUUGGUCUCGUACUGCCACAAACACCUUCAGCCUCAUCAUGAAUCUGCUGCCUUUAAGAAACACAAGCUGGUGGAUCCGUCGGAGAAGCUCCAGGAGAAUGUCUGCUCUCGUCACAGUGAGGUGAUGAAGAUGUUCUGCCGCACUGAUCAUCAGUGUAUCUGUUAUGUCUGCUCUGUGGAUGAACAUAAAGGCCACGACACAGUCACAUCUGCAGCAGAAAGGACUGAGAGGCAGACAGAGCUGGUGGUGAGUCGAGAGAAAAUCCAGCAGAGAAUCAAAAACAAACAGAAAGAUGUGAAGGUGCUUCAACAGGAGGCGGAGGACAUCAGUUGCUCUGCUGACGAAGCAGUGGAGAAGAACCACAAGAUCCUGACUGAGCUGAUCCGACUCCUGGAGGAAAGAAGGCGUGAUGUGGAGCGGCACAUCAGAUCCAAGGAGGAAACUGAAGUGAGUCGAGUCAAAGAGCUGGAGUCGAAGCUGAAGCAGGAGAUCACUGAGCUGAGGAGGAAAGACGCUGAGAUGGACAAACUGUCACACACACACGACCACAACCAGUUUUUACUCCAGUAUCCAUCAGUGUCCAAACUCAGAGAAGAUCCAGACUCAUCUGGCAUCGACAUCUGUCCUCGGAAUUAUUUUGAGGAUGUGACAACAGCUGUGUCAGAGCUCAGAGAUAAACUACAGCUCAGUCUGACAGAGGGAUGGACCAACAUCUCACUGAGCAUCACUCAAACACAGGUUCUACUAGAACCGGAACCACAGACCAGAGCAGGAUUCUUACGAUAUUCACGUCAAAUCACACUGGAUCCAAACACAGUGAGUGAACUUCUGUCACUGUCUGAAAGGAAUAAAAGAGUAACAGUUAUGAGACAAAAACGGAACUAUCCUUAUCAUCCAGACAGAUUCAGUUGGUUUCAGGUCCUGAGCAGAGAGAGUCUGACUGGUCGAUGUUACUGGGAGGUGGAGUGGGGGGGGAGCCUUCGGGUCGCAGUCGCAUAUAAGGAUAUUAAGAGAAAAGGAAACUAUGAUGAAUGUGGAUUUGGAUACACUGACAAAUCUUGGGCUUUAUGUUGUGACAAUAACUCGUUUGUAUUUCGUCAUAACGAUGUUGAGUCUUCUAUCCCAGGUCCAGUUUCCUCCAGAAUUGGAGUGGACCUGGAUCACACAGCAGGUAUUCUGUCCUUCUACAGCAUCUCUAAAACCAUGACUCUGAUCCACAGAGUCCAGACCACAUUCACUCAACCUCUGUACGCUGGACUUGGACUUUGGUAUGUUGGAGACACUGCCCACUUUCCUAAACUCCAUUAAACUCAUCAUUGAGUUUGAUCCAGUUGAUCAGAUCAAUCUUUUCGUAUCUGUCUCUAAACCACACGACACAAAAACAAAUCAACUUUUUUUUUUUUUUUAAUGAACUCACAAUCCAGAUUUGGUCCCAUUCAGACUUUUUUUUGUGAGGAUCUAAUAGUCAAGUGUAUGUGACUCUCAACCAGCCAAUAGUCUGUUUGUAGAACCAUCUGUGAUGUUCACAGAGCUGUCAUUAACUGAGGACCACACAACAAGACUUUCAUGGUGUCUGUGCUUUGGACUGAGUCAAACAAAGUGGAGCCGUUUUUCUACUUUGGAGGAGUUGAGUUCAAAUCUACUGUUGCAUCCUGUUUCCUACAGAAGAAGCACGGACAUGGAUUUGGAGACAACCAUAGAAGUGGAGAUCAUGAACCAGCUCAUGCAUGGAAACCUGUUCAUCUGAUUGAGUUCAUUUUGUUCCAUCUGAGCAUGUGCAAGGAAAUAGAACUGAGAAAAAACCAAGUGAUUUAGUCAAACAUGAGCUGAAGGCCAGAACAGGAAGUUGGAUUCUAUUGUCACUACGUAUGUACAGACCCCCAAAAGAAAUCCAAUAAUGGACUGAAACACUGAAACACGGUUUUUCCAUGAUUUCUGAAGUGCACAUAAAUGCACCAUAUCUGAUUAUUCCAUUUAUAUGAUUAUUAAGUUGUUGGGUUUUUGUUAUGGUCAUGUAAAGGGGCUGAAAAUGUUGGAUGAUCCAGUCCAAUAGAUAGAUGUCCACCGUCUUAGAAAAUGGAACCAUUUGUCCUUAAAGCCUGAGGCGUGACUAAGUUCAGUGACGUAGAAAAUACUGAUGUUGUAAAUACGAGAAGAUGUAAUAUUAGGAUAAUUAUCAGUCAUCACAUAAUAGGGAAGUUUAUGGAAAAAAGAGGAUUUGUGCAUAAAAAUAUGAAUAAAAAGAUAAAGAAACAAUUUUGUCUCUUUGUUCUAAGUCUUAAAAUAAACUGUUAUUUCCCAACAGACAUUAAGGGUCCAUCAGAUCCACAUUUGGACACCAUAUGAACAACUACAGUCCAGUGGAAAAGUCCUGGUCCAACAUUCUGUUUGUUGGUUUAGUAAA